Molecule: messenger RNA, 3894 nt
Organism: Acanthochromis polyacanthus (spiny chromis)
Lineage: Eukaryota; Metazoa; Chordata; Actinopteri; Pomacentridae
Product: XK-related protein 7-like
Biological process (GO): phosphatidylserine exposure on apoptotic cell surface; apoptotic process involved in development; engulfment of apoptotic cell
Cellular component (GO): plasma membrane
Source: RefSeq, a predicted model, not a curated record
CUCCUUUCCCCUCCCUCUCUCCCACACGCAUGCAUACAGACCGACAGGCUACGCGACCCCCCUCCCCCCUUCCAUCAUUUUCCCAUCUCUUACUCACUCUCUCCCUACAACAAACAUGGCCGCGAAAUCUGAUGGUGCACCCGUCUCUCAACGAAACGACAUCCCACCCGAGUGUCCCUCCAGGUCGGACCCGCGGCCUCCCCAGCGCCGUCCCGCCGAGCAGCGCUACUCCCUCCCGGACUGCUGCUGGACGUUGUGCGCCCUUUUGGUCUUCUUCUCGGACGGGGCCUCAGACCUGUGGCUGGCCGCGGACUACUACCUAAGGAGGGACUACUGGUGCUUUGCGCUGACUCUGGUCUUUGUGAUCGUCCCUUCCGUGGUCGUGCAAGUGCUGAGCUUCCGAUGGUUCGCCUACGAUUUCUCGGAAACCGUCGAGAGCGGCACCGCUGCGGCCGCCGUGGUGGCGGCGUCGGGAGCGGAGGAGAGCGACUUCAGCACCAAGGACAGCGGCGAGCGGGGCGCUGGCCGCUCUGCCGCGGCCGGGGUGCUGUCAGGGCCGGGCACCGGGGGAGGAGCCCGGGGCUGCUGCAGAGCCUUCAUGUGGCUCUUCCAGGGCAUCAUUCAUAUCUUUCAGCUGGCACAGGUCUGGAGGUAUGUCCACGCCUUGUAUUUGGGCGUGCAGAGCCGCUGGCACGGAGACCCGGAACGGCGCCACUACUACUGGCGCAUGAUGUUUGAGAGCGCCGAUAUCAGCAUGCUGCGUCUGCUCGAGUCCUUCCUGAAGAGCGCCCCUCAGCUGGUGCUGCAGCUCAGCAUCAUGAUCCAGGCCAGUCAGGUGCUGCCCCUUCAGGGGCUUUCAGCUUCUGCCUCACUGAUAUCCCUCGCCUGGAUGAUUUCCUCCUAUCAGAAAGUCCUGAGGGACUCCCGAGAUGAUAAGCUACCCAUGACCUACAAGGCAGUCAUAGUUCAGAUUCUGUGGCACUUGUUCACCAUCGGAGCUCGCACGCUGGCCUUCGCCCUGUUUGCCUCCGUGUUCCAGCUUUACUUUGGCAUCUUCAUCGUGGCCCACUGGUGCAUCAUGACAUUUUGGAUAAUUCAAGGCGAGACAGACUUUUGCAUGUCCAAAUGGGAGGAGAUCAUCUACAACAUGAUGGUGGGCAUCGUGUACGUUUUCUGCUGGUUCAGUGUCAGAGAGGGGCGCACUCGCUGCAGGAUGCUCAUCUACAGCCUGACUGUGUUCGUUGAGAAUGUGGCGCUCACCACUGCCUGGUACUUGUACCGUGGUUCUCGUACCUCAGACUUCUACGCCGUCAUCAUGGUGUGCUUGGUGGCCAGCAGCUACGCUUUGGGCACCUUCUUCAUGUUUGUGUAUUACUGUCUGCUGCACCCUGACGGCUCAGUCUCAGGGUGGGGCUACAUAGUGGAGAAGGAGGUGCCUGUGGAGUCGCUGGCCUCCCCAGCUUCCAGCCUCCCUCCUGACCUGGUGAGCAGCCCCCCCAGGACCCUUCAGAGAACUAAAGGGUCAGACAGAGAGCAGGGGCCUGGGGUGGAUGGAGAUGUGUUUCAGGUACGACCACCUCGGGGAGCUCACGCCCCGGUGCCCCCACUAACACCCAGGACAGAGGGGCCCGUCAUCCGAAUAGACCUGCCCAGGAAGAAGUACCCCGCCUGGGAUGCUCAUUUCAUCGACCGCCGGCUGCGUAAAACCAUCCUGGUGCUCGAGAGUGCUGCCCCAGUUACGCCAAGGAUUCAGUACCGCUGCCUGGGCACACCCAAAGAAGUGAUGGAGUAUGAGACCACCGUGUAAUGUGCUGAAUGUGCUGUGACUCAGCCUGCUGCCGUGUGGACAUCCUGCCUUAACUAAAAAUGGCAGGAGGAUGACUCUCUCUGAGCAGUCUGUUUUAGCUUAUCGAGUCCACACCUACUAGAUUGCUCUCUGUACUGUCAGGCGCUGGACACAAACAGGCAAAGAAAGCGAUGGAGUGUUGUGUCUUUAUUUUCUACAAAGGCAAAAUCCUGCGAUAUUGUCUAUUGAUGGUGCAUAUUUUGGUUUCUGUAUCAUUUCUCAGGUCAGGAUGUGGUACAGGAAGGGGUCGAAGUUGGCCGCAAAGCUCGCUAUCUGGUAAAUUUAGAGAGAAGCACAGGCAGGCGGAGAAGUGGAGCUGUUGUCAAUCAGAGGCAGAAAGUCCUCCUCAGUGAAGGUGCUUCAGCACAUCCUCUCCAGGUGGGCCGAUGACAGAGACAAGCCUUCAACAUGCAUGAUUAUUUAUGGCAGCUACAACUGAAACAUCACACUGAAUGAGGAGGUUUAAACAAGACGGUAAUCUCACGCUGUAAUUUCAAACACAAACGACAAUAAACACAAGUAUUGAUCUCCAUAAUCAUGAUUUUCCAUAGCUAUUCAGUCAUGUUGAAGGAGUCUCUGAAAUGCUGCUUCGAAUCUGAAGGGCAGUUUAAAAGCAACAUUUGAGUUGAAUGUAAAAACAGUUGAAAAUGUGAUUAUUUGUGACAAGGCUUCGAGCAUUUUCAUGCUGUUAGUGGGAUUUACAACAUUCCUGUGGUACUACAUUUGUUUUUUGAGGUAAGCUACAACAAAAAAAAAGAGAUCUGUGUGUGUUUACAAGCAGUCUGUUAUUUUGGGAUAUGUCAUCACUCUUACUAGAACAAGAUGCACCUUCCUCCAGAAUGUGUAUGCACUGAACAAUAGCUACAUUACGAUUUCCAUGACAUUUACAGGAUGUAUUCCACUGAUAGGACUCAACAGUUGUAUUUUCAUACUGCACCCAUCUUCCACAACAAAAGCAACAGGACAGCCAUUAAUUUACAUGUAAAUUACUGUACAACGAAGAGGGAGUUGCAGAGGGACAGCACUGUCUGUAAUUGUACUGUAUUCAUACUUUGUUGUCUGAAAAAUGUAGAAAGAAAAAAACAUAGCUGCAGACUCCAAAACCCCUAACAGAAUAGCUUUGAUAUCAUUGAUGGUACGGGCAUGUAGUACUUUUGGUAGUGCUUUAAAUUAUAGGUUUGUUAUUUCCUUCUAAUUUCCUCAAAACUUACCUAAAACGAAAUAUGAAAUUUGGUACAAAUUGCAUUGAAAAUUACAACAAAUUUUCUUCAAACAUUGUUGAUUUAUUCACCAUCUACCAAUUAUUGGAAACAUACUUACUCAUAGACAAGUUGCGCAUAAUUUGACAUGUUAUAUUCUGGUAGAAAUACUACACUAGUUUAGGAUUUGACAUGAAUUGAUCAUUUUGCCUGUAAUUAGAGACAAAUUACAUUCAAUUAAAGUUUUUCCAGAAAUCUUUUGAGGAGAUGAUGAACCCGUAAAAUAAAGCAGUUCCAAUAUUUCUUUUAUCAGGGUUGUUUUUAUAUAGAAUAGUCACAAGAAGGAAAUUUCUGAACGUGUUUGCGUGUCUGUGUGUGUGUGCUCACAUACCAGCAUGUGUGUAUGUGGGGGAGAAGAGUCCUGCCAUGUGCAUUCAAAUUAAUUUGAAACUGUGUCCCUGAGAUGUGACAGUUUUGUUGUAAACACUGUCCAUUCAGCCCACUUUUCCCAGAUGACACUGAAACAAAUAAUUAGCCAACAGAGCACCUUUACCACCCUGCUGCAGUAAAAGAAAGACAAAAAUCAAAACAAACAAGCCAGAGAGGCUUCGAUUAUGGUGCUAACUGUCUGAGUCCAUCACUUAACAACCACAUGGGGUACCAUAAAAUGAGCUUGUUGUGGCAGGAGCUGGGCGGGGCUGUACCUCAAACACAAAGCUAGAAUCAAAAAGCCUUAAGCUGGUCAUGCCAGACUGUUGCUGUUCUGAACAAGAAAAAAAAUGAACAAGAAGGUGAAGAAAAUUUCAUUAUGUUGUUGUUGCUAAAAUAAAGAGCAAUGUGUUUACCUGA